Varroa destructor (honeybee mite) is the source of this 2602-nucleotide messenger RNA. RefSeq lists its product as uncharacterized. Gene Ontology annotation, biological process: rRNA processing; negative regulation of transcription by RNA polymerase II. Gene Ontology annotation, cellular component: nucleolus. Gene Ontology annotation, molecular function: DNA binding. The record is from RefSeq and is a predicted model, not a curated record. Lineage: Eukaryota; Metazoa; Arthropoda; Arachnida; Mesostigmata; Varroidae.
UUUUCCUAACUGUAUACAUUUUCUUGAAAAAAAAAAUAGCAGAACUAGAAAGGAGAAGAUGCACAUAUUUAGCUUUGCAAUACUAAAUAGUCAGGCAAAUAUUCCGAUCUUAUUUAAACAGUUUGAUCAAGGUAUUAAUUCACCAAAAUGAUAAACGAAGCGAAAUUUAGAAAACAGACUCAAUAAUAAUAAUAAUGUAAAAAAAUAAAGUAACCAUGUUGCUUUGACAUCGCCUGCCACAAUAAGAAUAAUUUAGUACAUUAAUUUGAUUAUCCGGAAGUGUACAUUUCACUCAUUGAUAUUUUUUAUUUUAUGUAGCUUCAACUGGAGAAGUGGUUGCAACGAUAGAAUUCGAAUAAGGCGUAAUGAUAAUUCAUUAAUGUGUUAUGUUGGCUUGUGUCCUAAAGAAGGCAUGCUUUGAAUUCAAUUACUUCUCUAGUGAUAAUUCUAAUGCAAACAAUCUCGAUAAGCGUAAUACGUCGAUGACGUACAAUUGAUACUAGGCAAAACGUAAGUCAGUGCGUGUUCGCAUGGCUCGAAGUGAGUAUGACAACAUUGUUGCCCCCCGUUCACAUUUAAAGCAGCUUAUUAAUCGUAAUGCAAUACGCAUACGUACUCUCUGGAUCAUCAAGCUUCAACUAUCAUGUUUGUAAAACUAUAGCCAUCGGCUACAACUCGAACGCUUCCUUCGGCAAAAACCAACGCAACAUGUGUGGGAAGGCAGCCAGAGAGUCAAAGAUCAGCGUCAUCAUCAAACCAAAACAAAGCCCACAUGAGAAAGUUGUCUUCGAACCGAAACGUUCGUGUCUUUUAUCUGCCAGACGGUGUCGCAGGAUCUUCAAUCGGUUUGCGACGCUAAUGUUAAGUGAAGGUGCCGGAUUGUUUUUGCAGCCAGUUACCCUUCGGCUAUUUAUCUAACACCGAGAUGGUGGUAUUUAGCUGUGAUGCCUGUGGCGAUUCCCUUCGUAAGAAGGACGUGCAAAAACAUUAUCAGUUCAAUUGCAGACGUUGCGAGAGUCUAACUUGUGUCGAUUGCAAGAAACAAUUUUGGGGAGAUGACUACGUUGCUCACACGCAGUGUAUUACCGAUGAAGAUUUCAAAUAUGGAAAAGUCAACCAGCAUAAGGACGAUAAAGGUCAAAUCAAGCAGAAUCAAUGGCGAUCGAACAUAGAUGCUCUUUUAUCUGAUCGAUCGACAGACAAGCGGUGGACGCCGAUUCUGUUAGAAAUGCAAAAAUAUGAAAAUGUACCGCGCAAAAAGAAACCUUUUAUGAACUGGUGCAAGUGUACCAUGAAACGAUUUCCGUUAAAAGUUGUUGAGCAUGUCUUCGAUAAGUUGCUUGAAAUAAAUGCAGCGAUGCAGCAGGCUCAGCAAGGGACAGGUUCAACACGCAACAAAACAGAAGAAGUGCAGAUCAGAAACAGCAACCCAGCUCGACUCACUGAGGAAGAUAUCGACGAGAUGGAGGUAGACACCAAUGAAUCGAAGAAAGGAAGUAAAAGAGAUAAAAAGAAAAGCAAGCAGCUCAACGGCAAUACUGAAAAUAACAAUAACGCCAAUAUCAACAAUAGUCAUAACAAAAAGGAACGGAAGCAAGUUGAGUGUAGCGAACACGAAGACGAAAUGGAUUGUGACAGUAGGAUGGAGCAUGAACCACAGAAGAAAAACAGCAAGUGUCAACAGCCGGAGGAUGAUGAUUCUGAGCCAAAGAUAGUGAAGUUUAAACUAAAGAAGUGCAUAGUUUAUAUCCUUCUCGCUAAACAAGAACCCGUCAAGAUGACUCGGAUUCUCAGGAAGGUUUUAAACGAAUACGACCAAUUCCUGGAAGAAAGAAAAGCGUCUGGGAGCAAGGGAAGAACUUGGUCACAACACGAAAUCUCCAUAAAGGUCAAAAAGAUCGUAACAACCAGUAAAUUAUUUAAGGAAACGAAUGGAGCUAUCCAGUUAUCCCCUAUCGGUAAAGCAAAAUAUGCCAGUCAAGACAGUGCUGCAGUGGGAUCCGAUUAGGUAUGUGUGAAUGAUUAGGAUUAACGAAUUAAUUAAAAAAUAUGAAAAGCUACAUAUAAUGUUCGAAACUCUUCACAACGUGCAAGUGAGAAGUAUUUCAAACACAUAAAUAGAUGCUAGUAUUAGUGUAAGUUUAUAAUUACUCCUUGCGGUCUCAUAUUUUGCAUGCGAAACUUUGACGGCAACACAACAUUAAAGUGUUAUGCACCUUUUUAAGCAUACGCUUGUGUCUCCAAAUUAGAACAGAAGCUUCAUCACUUCUUUCUUGAUAGAGUAAUUCAUUUAAAAAUUCUGGGUAUUUCUCUUUUGGGUAUCGAAUGGGGAAACUCUGUUGUGGCCGUUGGCAAAGUUUUUAAUACAUCAGAACAUACAGCACAUGCAGAAGAUAGUGUCCAUUGGUCGAACGAAAGAAGAUUAGAUAGCAUACAUAGGUAUGUUGUUUAAGGUAUUAUUAUUUGUGCGCAUGAGAACAAUUUUUAUGCAAUAAAAUAAUUCAUGAUAAUGUGGUACUAUAAGUAAUUUAUGAGUAACAGCGACAUGGGGUUAAAUGCGUAAAGAAAACGAAAAGUCUGCAUAAUAUUAUAAUAAAAAAUG